This is a messenger RNA of Cercopithifilaria johnstoni, 288 nucleotides long. The record is from the annotation of a GenBank genome assembly. NCBI's taxonomy places the organism in Eukaryota, Metazoa, Nematoda, Chromadorea, Rhabditida, Onchocercidae.
AUGACUUCAGAUUUUGGUAAUCCAUUGAAAAAGUUCAAAUUGGUUUUUCUCGGUGAGCAGAGUGUUGGAAAAACAUCGUUAAUAACACGAUUCAUGUAUGACAGUUUUGAUAACACGUAUCAGGCUACUAUAGGAAUCGAUUUCUUGAGCAAAACUAUGUAUCUCGAAGAUAGAACGGUUCGGUUACAACUUUGGGACACUGCAGGUCAGGAACGUUUCCGAUCUUUGAUUCCAUCAUACAUCCGCGAUUCGACUGUCGCCGUUGUCGUAUAUGACAUCACAAGUUAG